UAAUUUUCUCUACUAAAAAAAACUGCAUUGGAAAUAAGCCCUUUUGAAAAGACACUCCUCACAUGCGGUGGUAUUGGAACGUCAAUAUUAUUAGUGUGUGCCACUUGGUAUGCUGCGGAGCGAAGGCUGUUUGUGGACGCGCAUGCGCCCCAAAUAUCCUAAACACAGGGGUCGUCAACUAUAACGUCGAUAUUGACUUUUUUUAAAUUUCGCUACUUUUCAUAACUCUUUAUAAAUAAAAUAUAGCUUAGAUAAUAUAAGAUACGGGCUUAAUAUUAUUAAAAAAUAUAUUGUAAUUGGUAGAUUAAUACAAAUAUGUUAAUCGAUUCUUGAACAGUUAAAAUAACUGACCUAUUUUAUGACCUCGUAAAUCAUACAUAAAUACAUACAUAUAAUCACGCCUGUAUGCGGUAGGCAGAGCACAUGAACUAGGUACUAAGUUUCAAUGCGACUCUUGGCAAAAAAGACAUUGCAGUGACAGGUUGCUAGCCUCUCGCCUACGCCACAAUUUAACCCAUAUCCCACAGUCGACUUCUACGACACCAACGGGAAGAAAGGGGGUAGUGACAUUGUUAACCCGUCACCACACGGGGGAAUCAAAAUAAUUAGAAAUAUAUUUAUACACAACUUCGGUCAGUUUAUAAGGCUCUGCAAAUUGGCACCUAAAUUAAAUUUGUCAAUAAUUUAUUAGACUUUCAGUGCUCGUUUUUAUUAGACACUAUAAAUUAAUAGCUAGUAAAGUACCUACCUACCUACGAAUUCGAUCCUUAUAAAAUACCUAGAGCAGAGCGUUUGAAAUUGAACCUUAAAUAAGUAUGUAGUUGCUGUUGUGUUGCUAAGUCUAUUAUUAUAUUAAACACACUCCUCACUAGACAAUUACACUACCUAAUUACUCAUUAAUUAACAUCUCAACUAUGUAAAACUCAACCCAUAAUCAACAUAAUGCAUCCCAUUGUCUAAACUGUUGUUAACCCCUGUCCCUCUUUCUGUUACUGUAAACAAACAACCAACAGGACAAUUAAAAUCACGUCCACUUGCAUCAUCCGCCACUUACUCGCCUCUGGACUACCGUUCGCCUUCAGACCACCACCAACUUCCAACAAUGCUAUCCGAAGUUUUCCUCUCCUGCCUUGUAGCCCUUCGGCUAAGUUCGGCAGAGCCGACCGCCGGCGGAAUCGACCGAACCAUGAGCGAUGGAGUGACCAGUCUUGGCUACAAUGUGUUGUAUGGUGAUGAAGACUUUACGAUACUGAAUACUGUUGUGGAUGAGGUCGAGAAGAAGGCACAGAAAGCGAAGAUUAGACUGAAUGAGCUGAUUCAGCCGCUGCCGGUGAGGGAUGUGAAAUGCUUGAUGUCAGCCGAUCAUUAUUGCUCUAAGGAUAUGAAAGAGACGAAAGGUAUCAUAAUCCAAGCCAUAAAAGACGACUGUGCGUCCUGUUCGACGACGCAGAAGGAGUCGGCCGGGAAAGUGAUCGCCGCCAUGAUGGCCCACGACCCCUCCUCCUGGAAGCUCUUCCUCACCAGGGUUGCGCUCCUGCUAAAGGAGCAAUAUAUACCCAAAAGGACUCUCCCCGAACAAGACAACCAAGAAUACCUGAUCGUAAGGGAAGAGGAGGUGGUAAACGCCCGCUCCAACCGGGUCCUUAAGCCCGGAGCCAAGGUGAGGGUCAGGAGGUACCUCAUGGAACCCGUAAAAAGUGAUGGAUCGAAUUAGACUAGGCUUAUUUAUAAAUGUAAAUAUUAUUAAAUUAAAGGAAAAACUCAUACCUCCGGCAGGAUUCGAACCUGCGCCUGCGACCUUCUGCAAUGCCGAUGCCGGUGCAGCCGCUAUGACCAGUUUAGCUCUCAAUGGUUCUAAGGUUGCAGGUUUCAGUCCUAUUAGAUGUGUGAAUUUUUCCAUUUUUCCUUCAAAUCAAAAUAUGUAUGUAGUGAUGAUAAAAAUAGGAUUAUAAUUGUAAAUUGUGCCAUUUUAAGUAAUAUUUAUAACUGAUGUUUCGCAUAAAAUAUAGGUUUUUGAAACUGUUUGGACACAUUUGGAUAAUCGUCGUUAUGGAUGGCAUGCCACUUAUGUACCUAAAUGAUAUACCUACGAUUUUAAGCAUCUGUUCUAUAGCUGGAAUUAAAAGUGGCCCGAGAACCCUGAAAUAAUGCCUCAUUAGAUUGUUUAGGUUCAUAUAUGUUUCUUGAGUUCAAUUUUAUUGAGUUUACGAGCCUAUCUGACUUGUCUGGACUCUGGAGAGGUGGUCAAAGUAGUUUACAAAUUAUUCAAAAAGUAUAAAUUUGAUGAAUGGAAUGAUGAAGAGUCAAAUAGGCCCCGCGUAAAAUUAAUGUUGUAAUAAAGACGGAAUAUAAGAAUAUUA
This is a messenger RNA of Leguminivora glycinivorella, 2360 nucleotides long. RefSeq lists its product as uncharacterized. The record is from RefSeq and is a predicted model, not a curated record. NCBI's taxonomy places the organism in Eukaryota, Metazoa, Arthropoda, Insecta, Lepidoptera, Tortricidae. The coding region runs from base 1103 to 1714 and encodes 203 amino acids. The transcript has 3 exons.